AUGGCAGUUAUCAAACAACGGAAGGAAGGAGUCAAGACUAAGAACAACGAUCAUAUAAAUUUGAGGGUGGUGGGGCAGGAUGGUUCUAAGGUGCAGUUUAAGAGGCAUACACCACUUAGUAAACUAAUGAAAGCCUAUUAUGAACAACAGGGGUUGUCAAUGAGGCAGAUCAGAUUCUGAUUUGAUGGGUAGCCAAUCAAUGAAACAGACACACCUGCACAGUUGGAAAUGGAGGCUGAAGAUACAAUUGAUGUGUUUCAGCAGCAGAGAGGAGGUAUCUACUAAAAAGGGAACCUGCUACUUUACUUCAGAAUUCUGUUCCUCCAGACCACGAAGACUUCCUCAAUUAGAAAACUGCAACUUGGUUCCACCACAUCCUGACUACUACAAUAUAGUUUCUCUACUCUUUCAUUUUCCCCUUCCCCAUUCCUUUACUGUACAUAAAGUAACUGGUGUAUGUGCACAAGCAUUUUACAUU
Physeter macrocephalus (sperm whale) is the source of this 478-nucleotide messenger RNA. Its product is annotated as small ubiquitin-related modifier 2-like. The record is from RefSeq and is a predicted model, not a curated record. Gene Ontology annotation, cellular component: nucleus. Gene Ontology annotation, molecular function: protein tag activity; ubiquitin-like protein ligase binding. Lineage: Eukaryota; Metazoa; Chordata; Mammalia; Artiodactyla; Physeteridae. The transcript has 2 exons. Gene Ontology annotation, biological process: protein sumoylation.